Messenger RNA from Suillus plorans, 2697 nucleotides. RefSeq lists its product as uncharacterized. Gene Ontology annotation, molecular function: protein serine/threonine kinase activity; protein binding. Bases 1 to 2502 code for a protein of 833 amino acids. NCBI's taxonomy places the organism in Eukaryota, Fungi, Basidiomycota, Agaricomycetes, Boletales, Suillaceae. The record is from RefSeq and is a predicted model, not a curated record. Gene Ontology annotation, biological process: autophagy of peroxisome; late endosome to vacuole transport; macroautophagy. The transcript is spliced from 11 exons. Gene Ontology annotation, cellular component: phosphatidylinositol 3-kinase complex, class III, type I; late endosome; phosphatidylinositol 3-kinase complex, class III, type II.
AUGAAACAAGACCUCCUCCUCUCCAUCCAGGAACAGUUGUCAACGCUUCUCAUGGAUCCUUCUCCCAUUGUUAAGAGAGCGGUGCUGCAUAAUAUCAAUGCACUUUGCAUCUUUCUUGGCAGUCAAAGAACGAACGAUGUCGUCUUGAGUCAUACGAUCACGUACUUGAACGACCGAGACUGGCACCUUCGUCACGCGUUUUUUGAGAGCAUUGUCGAUGUCGCGGCGUGUGCUGGAGGUCGGAGCCUAGAUGAAUAUAUUCUGCCGCUGAUGAUGUGGAAGAAAGUAGCACGGGUACUCGCCGCCCUCACUAGCCUCUGCGAGUUGGGUCUGUUUCAGAAGAUACGCAUUUGGGAGCUGAUGAGUACCGCUCUCCCGUUUUUCUACCAUUCCAAUGAUUGGAUACGGCAGGGUGCAGCCUCCUUAAUUGCGGCUGUAGUGAAAUGUCUACCUCAAAGUGACGUCUGGUGUAUCAUAUACCCUUCCUUGCGUCAUCUGUUGCGUUCGGAUGUGAAGGAGGUUGAAGAACAGAGUCUUUUGUCGGCAAUGAAUUGCCACGUCCCGUUUUUGAUGGGCGCUGUCCAAUGGGCAAUGAAAGCAGAGAAAACCUCCUUUUGGAGGGGACAUCGUAGACCAGCAUCCAAGGUGGAAUCCCCGAGGGAAAGCAUAGUUUCCAUGAGAAAGGGGGGAAACACGACUAUUGGACGCAACAAGUCAGAAGAGGACGAAGUGCAGUUGCUGAAACUGCAGAACCUUGGUAUGACAUCCGCUGAUGAAGCGAAGCUCACGGCGAUGCGGGAUUACAUCCUCAAGCUGGCUAAUAAUGCAUCAAGUUUUGCAUCCAGACCAAAAACAGAACCAGAAUUUGAAAGGAAUAUUUGUUCGAUGGGAGAUAUUGAACUACAGAAGUUAUCUGUUGUUCCUCAGACAGUCUUCCUCAAAUCAAAGCCCUCUAUGUCUGAUCUAAUACCCAGACCUUCUCGCUUGGCAUCCUAUUCACGCAGGCCAGGUGACCUCCCAGGACGCUUCAGUACACCACACAUGAGCAGGGCUUCCAGUGUCGACCGUGGAGCAACUAAUCCUGCACUGGAAGACCUAAAGCCGAGAUUAGCUGCUAUGAGCGGCUCUUCAUCGUCGCUCAACCUCACCGCUACUGCUCGGGAACGCCAGGCAGUGCAAUCCCCCUCUCUACCGCCUUCAAACCCGCAGCCAGCAACUCUUGCGCUUCGUGCUCAGCCUGCGGGACAUGAUCGCCCGAGCAGCCCGACAGAUUCGGUUGUGUCUAAUACUAAUUCAUCGACUAUCCGGACUGCGCAUCGGUUGCAUGUUGGAAGUACAGACGGACAGAAGGCUGCCCCUGCGAUGCGUGCAGAAGGUUCUCCUGAACAACCAGGAAGAUCAUCACCAAUUUCACUUGCUGGAAUUGCAAGAGGUGUGAUCCGACCCCGUAUAGCCUCCAUGUUGCCUAUCUCGACCUAUGAUGGGCCGGAGCCUGGAAUCAACAAUCGCGAGUUGCAGCAUGACUUCGGUCCAAAGAUGCAUGAAGGACCUAUUCGUCGACGCAAUACAGCCAGACAAAGCUUCAUUACGCGCAAUAGCAACAACCGGCGAACGGAAGCCACUCUCAUUGCUCACCUCCAAUCUCACACUGGCUGCGUCACCCGGGUUGGCUUAUGGGAUACAGCACGGCUGGAACGCAGUGUGACGAGUAAACCUUGCCAUACGUAUAGUCAGCAUCAUGCGCGUGUCAAGAGCGUAUGCAUACUGGAGGGCAUGCAUUGUUUUGCUAGUGCAGCGGAAGACGGAAGCUUGCAUGUCAUCAGGGUACACGUCAACCAAAGUGGGUCUUUGCCGAAGUAUGCAAAACUUCAGACCAUUCGAGAAUAUCGAGUGGACUCGCCUGGCGAAUAUAUUACAUGCAUGAUUCACUACAAUUCAGAUGUCGCCUCGAAUCUUGUCUUUGCGACAACACACUCUGUCAUCACCAUCCUGGACUUGCGAACCAUGCGAGUCUUACAACAUAUGCAAAAUCCACGUCAUUUUGGACCCAUAACUUGUAUGUGUCUAGACCGCAAACGCAUGUGGAUUCUCGUGGGCACUUCUAUGGGUGUGCUCUCACUCUGGGACCGACAUUUUGGCCUACUUAUGAAGAGCUGGCAAGUUGGCAAAAGUUCUUCAGGAAAAUUUGCAAGAGUAAACCAAUGUAUCAUCCAUCCAACCAAAGGGAAAGGGACUUGGGUAACGGUUGCCAUCGAAGAGCUGGAAGGGUGGUUUAGACUGUGGGAUUUCAGCAAACUUGAGCGUACAUAUGUGGUGGCUGGCCCAGAGUCAGAACAUGACAGGCCAUCGUACAGCACUGUGCAAGCCACAGAUGGUUCUCCAUACGUCAGUAACGUUGAGACAUGGGCACAUUCGUCCAGCUCAGCUAGUCAGAGCAAUCGACCUCCGCAAAGGAUGUCGAUGAUUACCCACAACCAACAGAACCUUCUCAGGUCACAUUAGGAUAUCGUGACUUGUCUGGCUUGCAUCGAUUCCCCAUUCCGAGGAGGCAUUGUGAGUGCCGACAGAGCCGCAGGGGUGAUCAAAGUAUGGAGGGUCGGAAGCACCGACUCGUAGUGACCUGCGUAUUUACUUUGAGUAUUAUAUCUUGUUUACUUGCUUCCGUACACUUUGCCAUGCUAUCGAUUAGAUUCUACU